UGUGUAGGCAAUGAAUUGGCAGUGCUGCAACAUGUCUGUGGAUGUCUUUGGGAGCCCUGGUGGGCUUUUCCUUCUACGGUACAAAUGAUUAAACUGGGUCCAACAGUAUUUACAUCAUGGGAUUGGUACUGGAAUGGAUAAAGAAUAAUGGUGGAGCUGCAGCUAUGGAUAAACUUAGUUUAAUCAAGUCACAGAUGAUUUAUGAUAUUAUAGACAAAUCUAAUGGAUUUUAUGCAUGUCCAGUGGAGAGAAAGAACCGAAGCAGAAUGAAUGUACCUUUCCGCAUUGGCAGUGUCAAGGGCGAUGAAGCCCUGGAAAAGAAAUUUCUUGAGAAGGCUGUGGAACUUAACAUGAUAUCUCUGAAAGGACAUCGGUCUGUGGGAGGAAUCCGUGCCUCUUUAUAUAAUGCGGUGACUGUAGAAGAUGUUCAAAAGCUUGCAACAUUCAUGAGAAGUUUCAUGAAGAUGCAUCAGUCAUAAAUGCCCAUGGGUUAGAGUCAUGCUGCACAUCUAAUAAAUAAAAGCUAAAGGGUUUUAACGUUACUGUGGUACUGCACGGCUGUAGCACACAAGUUUGAUUUUCUUUUAGUUCCUGUAGCAAUUUUAAUUUCCUGAAUGGAACAGAGGCCCAGUCUUGCAAUGAUGUGGUGACUUUGGCUUUGCUGAAGGUGAGGAUCCCUAGACUGAUCAAUCACUGAUUGUGAUUGAUUCCAGAAUUUGAAAAUGUGUGGUUAAAACAUGACUAACAUUGUAAGAUGCUGUGGAUCUGAGUCUGUUUCUCACUUCUGGUUACAAGUGACUUCAACAAUGCCUUCUUUUUAGUAAAAUUCAGGAUGCAAAAUUUGUCAUGAGCUAUCUGUAAUACUUUACAAAUACUCUGACUGCAUAAUGAAGGUAACCUAACACAGUCUCUAGGGACAUCUAGUUGGUUUAUGGGUUAUAUUCCCACAGUGAACCACCAGUAGUAUUCAGGACUUAACACCAGCAUUCCUAACUUGAGGAUCUGGCCUUCAGAGUACUGCUCCAAUACUAGAAGUACUAUCAUAACCAUUGCAAGUAAUUGUGGUUAAAGUCUGCUGGACUGGGCUUUUCUUCCUAUUAACAUUUAUUAGUUUAAAGCUAAGAUUCAUGAGUCUGAUGAAAUAAAUUUCUAAGAUGUUUUUUAUUUCUGUAUGCAUUUUGUGUAUUAAAAUCCUAGGUUAUUAAUGUUAUAUUCUUAUUUUGGAACAUGCAUAUUUUCUGCUGCAGAAAAUUUACUUUCCAUUUGUUAACCUUGUGCCAGACAGAAUUGCUAUAUUCCACACAAUGGGCCUGUGACUUUCUCUGCACCAACUUUGAGUCCAAAGUGCAGUAGACUUCUUAGACAUCUGGUGUUUCUUAAGUGUUUUCCUUCUCUACUUGCUCCAGUAUUUGUUCUGCCUUUUCAUUCUUUCAGUCCUGUAGCUUUUUAUAUGUGGAACUUUUUCCAGCUGGAGUAAAUAGUAGUCUUCUCUGCCUUUUCCUGACACAACAGUGUACUUUUGGUCCCACUUUCUCACUUGAUCCUUUUAGCUUACUGCAGACGUUGUUACUCUGAUCUAGAGAGGUCACUGUGGUUAUGCAAAGAUCUCCAGAAUAUCUUCUGUUAUAGAACCCUUGAGUUACUUUUUUUUCUCAGCUUAUGACAUUACUGCCAAUGCCCAUAUAUUGAGCUUAAUCUCCUAAUUAAACUUAUGUAGAAGAUGUCUGCUACGGUUUAGCAUUGCUACAGCUGGUUUCAGACUAAACUCUUUGGCACACAAUGGGGAUUUCUUUUUUCUUUUUUUUUUUUUCCUUAAUUUUUAUUUUUGUGUAACAUCAGUACAGUGGUAACAAUAUAUUAAUGAUAAUGAUGUAUUAUCCCUUUGUUGAUGGAACCUCAGAGCAAGUCAAUGGAAUGUGCUGGGGCUGACUUACAUUCCUAUCUGAAAAUUCAUCAUUACUGUGGAGAUUUUUGUCAACUUAGUGUAACCCAAAGUAUGUAAAUUAUGUGAAAACAAUAAAAUUUAAUCAUGUCAUGAUGUGAAGUA
This is a messenger RNA of Hirundo rustica (Barn swallow), 2047 nucleotides long. RefSeq names its product phosphoserine aminotransferase 1 (gene PSAT1). Gene Ontology annotation, biological process: L-serine biosynthetic process. Gene Ontology annotation, molecular function: O-phospho-L-serine:2-oxoglutarate transaminase activity; pyridoxal phosphate binding. Gene Ontology annotation, cellular component: cytoplasm. Lineage: Eukaryota; Metazoa; Chordata; Aves; Passeriformes; Hirundinidae. The transcript has 4 exons. The record is from RefSeq and is a predicted model, not a curated record. The coding region runs from base 117 to 479 and encodes 120 amino acids.